AUGAUGCUACUCUACUACUUUUCGUCCGCCGUCAAGAAUGCCCAACUGCAUGUCGACGACGACAUCAUCGACAAACUGAAUUAUUACUACACCAGUGCGUUGCUGAUCAUUUUCGCCAUUCUGGUGUCGGCCAAACAGUACGUCGGCUAUCCGAUCCAAUGCUGGGUACCGGCGACGUUCACCGAGCCGAUGGAACAGUACACGGAACAUUUCUGCUGGGUUCAGAACACCUAUUGGUUACCGCUGCACGAUUAUGUCCCCUCCUCAUUUGCAGAGCGAGAGCACCGCCAGAUCGGCUACUACCAAUGGGUGCCUUUUGUGCUGUCGUUAGAAGCACUUCUUUUUUACAUUCCUUGCGUCGUAUGGCGACUGCUGAACUGGCAAGCAGCGUCAGCUUUCGUCCAUGUCUUCCAUUUUCUCAACUUUGAUCUCUUCUUGUCUACAGUAAACUGUUCUCCUCAGGUCUCUAAGACGAGAAAGCUUGCGGAACACUCAGCAUUUGUAUGCUGGCAGUUGUCGUGGCCAUAA
Soboliphyme baturini is the source of this 528-nucleotide messenger RNA. The record is from the annotation of a GenBank genome assembly. NCBI's taxonomy places the organism in Eukaryota, Metazoa, Nematoda, Enoplea, Dioctophymatida, Soboliphymatidae.